Galeopterus variegatus (Sunda flying lemur) is the source of this 1223-nucleotide messenger RNA. RefSeq names its product nudix (nucleoside diphosphate linked moiety X)-type motif 5 (gene NUDT5). Lineage: Eukaryota; Metazoa; Chordata; Mammalia; Dermoptera; Cynocephalidae. Gene Ontology annotation, cellular component: nucleus. The record is from RefSeq and is a predicted model, not a curated record. Gene Ontology annotation, molecular function: ADP-ribose diphosphatase activity. The coding region runs from base 433 to 1092 and encodes 219 amino acids. Gene Ontology annotation, biological process: nucleoside phosphate metabolic process; ribose phosphate metabolic process. The transcript has 10 exons.
CUUCCGGUCCAUAAAGCAAGGAGGAAGUAACAGGAAAGGAGGCGGAGAAGGAGGCUCGUAGGUCAUACACACACGCACACGCAAACAAAAUGAGUUUUGGUCCCGAAAGAGGAAUUGCGGAAGUGUUGAGAAAGGAAUUUUAAGAAGUUUACGGCUCGGCUUUCGCCGUAGACGCACACUGACCCGGAAAGUAAUCAUCUAAAGCCAGGUCAGCGGCGGGGGGGGUAGGGGGAGUUCUACGGGUGCCGGGAGGAGGGCGGGCGCACAUCCUCUUAGCACCGCGAGGGGCGCCGGUGUCUCCAGCCGUGGCACCGGCAUCUGCUGAGACUCCUGCCUCGGGCUCGUCCUUUUUUCGUCCACUUUACCUUCUUCACGCCACACCUUGGAUGUGCACUUCUCACCUGAGGACUGUAAAGACUAAUUAGUUUGAAAAUGGAGACCCAAGAACCAACGGAUUCUUCUCAGAAUAUCAGACAGUCUAUUAUUUCAGAGGAGUUAAUUGCAGAAGGAGAUUGGGUCAAGCUUGAAAAAACAACUUACAUGGAUCCUACUGGUAAAACUAGAACUUGGGAAACAGUGAAACGUACAACCAGGAAGGGACAGGCUGCUGAUGGUGUAUCAGUUAUCCCAGUGCUGCAGAGAACUCUUCAUUAUGAGUGUAUUGUUCUGGUGAAACAGUUCAGGCCACCAAUGGGUGGCUACUGCCUAGAGUUUCCUGCAGGUCUCAUAGAUGAUGAUGAAAGCCCAGAAGCAGCUGCUCUUCGGGAACUCGAGGAAGAAACUGGCUAUAAAGGUGACAUUGCCGAAUGUUCUCCAGUUGUAUGUAUGGAUCCAGGUUUGUCAAACUGUACCACACACAUCGUGACAGUCACCAUUAAUGGAGAUGAUGCAGAAAAUGUAAGACCUAAGCCAAAGCCAGGGGAAGGAGAAUUUGUGGAAGUAAUUUCUUUACCAAAGAAUGACCUGCUGAAGAGAAUUGAUGCUCUGGUAGCUGAAGAACAUCUUACAGUGGAUGCCAGAGUCUAUUCCUAUGCCCUGGCGCUGAAACAUGCAAACACGAAGCCAUUUGAAGUGCCCUUCCUGAAAUUUUAAGGCCAAAGGACACUGGCCAUGUUUUGUAAACGAGACCACCAGGCCUUCAUCACUAAGACUUUGUAUACAACUUACUUUAAUGUAGAUUUGAAAUUAGAAUUUUCAUAAAAUAAAAGCAGCACAGAAAGCAA